AUGGCCAAAAAUCCUUACAGACUUAUCCCAAACAUUGUAGACCAACUCGCCCAGGACGAGCCUGACAAGCUCUACGCCGAGCUACCAAUAUCCCACACAGAUUUCACUUCGGGGUUUCGCCAAAUCACAUAUGGCGCAUUGGCAAAUGCUAUGAAUGGUGUAGCUUGGUGGCUAACGCAGAACUUGGGGCCCGCAGGCAAUGAUUUCCCAACCUUGGCCUACAUCGGGCCAAACGAUAUGUGCCACAACUUUUUGCUUCUUGGAGCUGUCAAGGUGGGGUACAAGAUGCUUUUCACUUCGCCGAGGUAUAGUGUCGAAGCGCAAGUGAGGCUUAUGAAGGCCGUCGACUGCAAGGCUAUAUUGACUUCGUCGAUAAUUACGUCCAUGUCCGAGAUUGUGGAGCGGGCUGCAGAGACACAUGGAGAUAUUAAAAUACAUCGGGUUCCGAUGCCUACAUUCUUCUUGGAUGGCAAAUACGACCCUUUUCCAUACGCGAAAUCCUUUGAGGAAGCGCAUGAUGAGCCUUUGGUGGUCCUUCAUACUUCUGGGACUACAGGGUUUCCCAAACCGGUUAUCUGGACGCAUGACUGGGCGGCAAGCUUUGCGCUGCAGAGAUACUUUGAACCGCCAGAAGGGUACGAGAGCCUCGAUCGACUCAUACUGGGAACGCGGGUGUUCAGCUUCUUCCCCCAAUUCCAUGCUGGUCACCUAUUUGUAAGUAUUUUGUUCGCUCUUUACAGCGGUACGAUCGUCAUUAUGCCACCGGCUCUGGCCACACCGACCACCGAGCUUGCUGUGGCGGCAUCUCAGCAUACUAAAAUUGACGCGCUCACUCUGCCCCCUCCUUAUAUAGAGCAACUCGGGGCCAAUCCAGGGAUGGUCGACACUCUGAUCAAAAAUGGAGUGAACGCGAUAUUCUGGGCCGGUGGGCCCGUCUCCAAGCAUCACGCAGAGACAGUAGCGUCUCGGACCACGCUGUUCAACACAACCGGAUCAACGGAGAUGGGUAUGUGGCCCGUCAUUCGCAAAUCAGGAUCAUGGGAUCCUAGUAUCUGUAGGGAUAUGUGUUUCCAUCCAAAGAACAAUAUCGACUUUCGGGAACAAUCUGAAGGCAUAUACAGUGCCGUAGUCGUGAGAAACGAUCCGGAGGAUGGCGUGCAACCUGUCUUUCACUACGACAAGAAGCUUACUGAAUAUGACACCGGCGACCUAUACACCCCGGUUUCGGAGCCGGGAAAGGACCCUCAAUUUUGGAGGUAUUAUGGUCGCUCUGAUGAUAUGCAGGUCUUUGAAAGUGGUUUGAAAUGGCAUCCGACUAUGGCGGAACGCAAGAUUGUAUCGGAAAAUUCUGGUCUUGUGCAAGAGGCUCUCCUAGAUGGGUUUCAACGCACCCAUAUAGUCUUAUUGCUUGAGCUGAUGCCUUCAAUCGCCGCAGAAUUAUCGGGUAUGUCUCAACAGGAUCAAGAGGUUAAGAAAGAGAAGAUUCUGGAUGAUAUUUGGUCUACUAUCGCAGAGAUCAAUGUCUCCGCGCCGUCCUGGGUAAAAAUGGACCGCAAAAGGGUUGUUUUCUGUGAGGCAGGGAAACCACUGGCUAGAACGGCCAAAGGCACUGUCCAGAGGCGGCAGGCCGUUGCUACGUAUGAGUCCCGGAUUCAAGCUUUGUUUUUGUAA
Molecule: messenger RNA, 1671 nt
Organism: Talaromyces marneffei
Lineage: Eukaryota; Fungi; Ascomycota; Eurotiomycetes; Eurotiales; Trichocomaceae
Exons: 1
Coding region: 1-1671 (556 amino acids)
Source: RefSeq, a predicted model, not a curated record